This is a messenger RNA of Peronospora belbahrii, 1902 nucleotides long. The record is from the annotation of a GenBank genome assembly. NCBI's taxonomy places the organism in Eukaryota, Oomycota, Peronosporomycetes, Peronosporales, Peronosporaceae.
AUGUCACUAAAGGUAUUGGUAGCAAGCUUCUUGCAGCGACACCUAGUGCUUGCUAUAUUCCUUAUCAUAUCAUCUAUAAUAGCAGCAACUGUGUAUGAUAUCACCGGUGGUGGAAAGCCUAAAGCAUCAGUCUAUGAUGCACCAGCACUUAACACUGUAGACCUAGAAGGCCCAGACCGACCACGUAGUCUCUGGACUGAUGAAGAGUUUGAGUGUUUAGGCUGGCGUGCGACCCACAACUGUGAUCCAUACGGACCACGUGACGAAACAAGAGAUCGCGAAUGUGGUGAGCCCAUGCCGCGCUCUAGCGGCUUUUGUGAGGUGCGUAAUCGUACGAGCGGUGAGACGUUCCGCGUCAUGUUGGCCACGUGCAAGAGCUGGCAGUGGUAUCUAGUACCUUCACUCUCGUGUAACGACGCUAGAAAUUUUACAGACUUUAGUAUCAACGCUGCACAAUACGCGCAUCCACCAUUUGAUUUGCCGUCAAACAAAAGUCCAGAAGAGGAUGCAGCAGAUAGAAGAGGUAUUGUCAUGAUUGCCUAUCCCAAGGUCGUCGCGGGACUGUAUGCAAUUGUUCGAACAUUGAGAUUACUAGGAUGUGCAUUGCCAGUGGAAGUGUGGAUUGACUUGACAGAGAUGAAAGCAAACCAUUCCGUGUUGGUGGAAUUAGUCAAGCAUUACAAUGUAAUGGUGAGAGUCAUUCAAGAUCCCAAUGCAUCGAAAUUUCACGCAAAACCUUACGCAAUCUAUCACUCAAGGUUUGAGAGCGUGCUAUGGUUAGACUCUGAUAAUAUUCCAGUCCGAGAUCCAACGUAUUUGUUUGAACUACCAGAGUUUGUCAAGUAUGGAGCGAUCUUCUGGCCAGACUUUUGGAGACCUGCGAUCGACACGCCAUUCAAUGUACAGCAGCAGAGCGCACUGUGGACGCUGCUGGAUAUGCCGUUUACCGAUAUGUUUGAGCAGGAAAGUGGUCAAUUGCUGGUAAACCGCUCGCGAUCACAAUGCGCACUCUCAAAGCUCAUGUUUUACUCGUCACAUUUGCCGCGGUUGAUUACGGAUUGGCAACUUGUGUGGGGUGACAAAGAUUUGUUUCGUCUAGCGUGGCUUAAUACGUCCACUCCUUUCUAUAUGGUGCAGCAUCUUGUAGCUCUUGGUGGAGUGUACGACGCGGGCGAAGACUUUUUCUGCGGUGUCUCUAUGAUUCAGCGUGAUCCAGUGGGUGACAUUAUAUUCAUGCAUCGUAAUCAAGCGAAAAUUACAGGACGUCGCGAUCAAAAGCCGGCGAUCACACAUUUGCAGAAGUUUACGGGUGGUGAUGGUACUGCAGCUUCGCUUACAUGGGAUUUGGAUAAGUACCGGGUGCAGUGCAAAAUGCGUCGACUUGGACACUACACGUGUUUCAUGAUGAAUCCGCGCGCUCCUGACGGCAGUGACACUCCAACACUGACUCUCAGUCUCGAGAAUACAAAGUACAUGACAAUAGAGCAGCAUGCUGUCGGCUUUUCGAUUGAAGGUCGCAGGCUCUUCAAUAAAGAAGAAGAGACAGAGGUAGCGAAAAUGGAGGCCGAAGCGCAAGCAACGCAGGAUAAGGAGACUGCCAUAAUUAUUACAUCUCGUAAACGAUCCGAGAACCAUAUGCGUGGAUUGUUUGGCAUCACUAUAGUCGCCGCAUUAGGCCUAUGGCUGCGGUGGCAAUGGAUACGGUGGUGCAGGAAGAGCCGACCGAAGCUCGAUACGAAAAAAACGUCCGUGCCAUUAUCAGCUGAGCCUUCGCGAUCUCACGUAGCCUUGGCAAUAGAUCCUGCAUUUUUUGAAACAUCUGGGUCGUCCUCUGCCGUGUUUUCAGGGACAUCAUACAGUUCUCGUCGGCGUAACUCUUCCUUUCACCUUGACAAUGAAUGA